CUUCGUUGUGUGACAAUGUGUUUUAACCUUGAGCUAUGCAACUGCCAGUUAAUUGUGUAAUAACAAGCUGCUUUGUAACAUACAAUGGCCGGAGUAAAGACAAUGCAGUAUCACAGCGCUGCAGCCCUAUGAUACGGAAAGUAACGAAAGGUGAGGGGGAAAUGAAAGCUGCCAGGUUCAAGAAGAAGGCGAAGGAUUUACUCCUGUGUUCAGCUAGAGGUAAACGCCUACUUCACCUGCUGGAGGAGGCCCCCCGCAACCCGACCAUGAGAGGUCUCCCAAAGGUAUACAAGCCAGGCGUACCGAUGAGACCGAUCACAUCUGGUAUUGGCAGCGCUCGCCAUCGAUUGGCUAAAUGUUUGGCUAAACCCUUGUCCGGCACUAAGGAGGUCAUUAGUGAUUCCCACUUGAAGAAUUCCGGGGACUUCAUCAGACGUCUUCAGAGUUCAGGGUGCUAAAAAUAAAAAGCUGGCUAGUUCUGACGUAAAAUCCCAAUUCACUAAUGUACCCACAGACGGAGCAAUCCAAGCAGUCGAGAGGGUCACCUGCUCCGUGACAGAUGCUAAGCUUCCGCUGCCGAAACACCGCUAGUGAAGUUAUCCGUGGACUUCGGCUACUUGAGUUUGCAGGGGAAGAAUAUCAGCAGAUUAGUGGUCUUGCCAUGGCUUUCCCCCUGAGCGCAGUCAUGGCCUGCCUCUUCAUGGAGACGCUGGAGAGGGAUAACUACAAGGAUAUAAUCGGCAGAUAUUCUACUUGGCUUCGUUACGUAGAUGAUGUCCUCGUCAUUGUCCCCAGAAGGUCGUGCUUACACCAUAUACUGAAGCGGCUUAACUUCGUCCAGGAGAAAAUCCAGUUCACCGUAAAGGAAGAACUGGAACAGAAAUUACCUGAUAGUCUGAUCCAUCAAGAUGACGAUGGCCUAUGUUUCUCUAUAUACAGAAAGCCUACAAAUAAAGAUGAUUAUAUCCAUUACUACUCCGUCCACAACAAUAAAACAAAAUCUGGUGUUGUAAUUGGCUUCUUCCCCAGAGCACUGAGGAUCUGCAACCCUGAAUUUCUUGAGGAUGAGGUUACCUGUAUAAUUAAUUAUUUCAUCAAACAUAAAAAUCACAGAGGUUUCCUGCUAAAUCACAGAAAGAAGGCAGAUAACAUGCGAGGUCAGACUCUACACGUGAAAAUCUCCAGUUCAUCCAGAGAAAAGAUACAUGGCAUAUUACAAGAGAGAAAGCAGCCCGAAAACAUUCCCUACGGUCCUGCAUAUCGCAUACCCUGAAGCAGAUGCGAUAAAGCAUACCUUGGUGACAAGGGCCGCGGUUUCAACACCAGGAUCAGCGAACAUCGAGCUCACGUCCAUCACCACUUGACUUCCAACGUCAUGGUGGUACAUGUAGUUGAAGCUGGACAUCUACAGAACUGGAAGGAAACAGAAGAAAUCCUUGGAGGAUUGAACAUACAAAAAAAGAAAAGUUAUAGAAGCUCCAUGCAUC
Penaeus chinensis is the source of this 1487-nucleotide messenger RNA. RefSeq lists its product as uncharacterized. NCBI's taxonomy places the organism in Eukaryota, Metazoa, Arthropoda, Malacostraca, Decapoda, Penaeidae. The transcript has 2 exons. The coding region runs from base 560 to 1273 and encodes 237 amino acids. The record is from RefSeq and is a predicted model, not a curated record.